UAUCGUUAUCGUUUUCGAUCAUUUAUUACAAAUAAAAUCAAUAACACUACCAGCAAAUCUGUAUAUCAUCAUUUAUCGAGCAAUGCCAAUGUUUUAUUUCCAUUAUUAUUUUUAACAACAAUUUUCAGUUUAUUUAUACCGAUAGCCAAAUGUGAAGAAGAAUGUUUACGAUCCAAAGUCUGGUGUUAUGAAUGUGAAUCAAUCAAUGAUCCAUAUUGUAGUGAUCCAUUUAAUGUUAGUUUCGAUAUGAGCCUAAUGCGAAUGUGUGAAGGUUGUUGUGUUAAAAUUGUUGUGGAAAAAAAUACACCACAAAAAAAUAUAUGGCGAACAUGUACAUCACGAUUACAGAUCAAUCUAUUUAUGGUCGAUCAUGUUUGUAUGGAAGAAUCUGGUGGACAAGGUCAUAUGUGUUUUUGUGAAAGUGAUGGCUGUAAUAGUUCACCAUCAUCGCCAAUCAAUUAUUAUUAUUUUCAUUAUCAUUAUAAUUUUGGCCAUCCAAAUAAUCAACGAAUAAUAAUAUCGAUCAUAUCAACAAUAAUUAUUUUAUUUAUUUUAAAUGAAUUGAUUACAUCCAUUUUAUUUACAUCAUCCGUAUCCGUAUCAUUAUCAUUCUUAUUGGCCAUCAAUUGGCUGCCAUCAUCAUCAUCAAUGUCAUUAUGGACGACAAAAUUCCCCUUGAAAUUCCUUCAUCUAUCACUAUUUAUAAUAAUGAUGAUAUUGUUGAUGAUAAUUCCGUUAAUAUUUUAUCGUUCAUAAUAUACUCUUACUAAACUUUUGGAUGAUUCAAAUUAUACUAAUUUCAAUGUUACAACAAAAAACAAACAAACAAUAUUCUUCAUCUUUUUGUCAACCAUUAUCAAUUUAUAUCCAUCUUUUUUUCGACAAAAAAAAAAUGUGAUAAACUUUCGAUCCAAAACUUUCUUCUUCUUCUUUUCCUAUUUUCAUCUAUUGAUCCCAAUCACAGUCAUUAUAGAAUUUAUAUUCAAAACAAAGAAAAUAGGAAACCGCCAAAUAUGUAAUUUUAUCUUUUUGUUUG
Molecule: messenger RNA, 1036 nt
Organism: Dermatophagoides pteronyssinus (European house dust mite)
Lineage: Eukaryota; Metazoa; Arthropoda; Arachnida; Sarcoptiformes; Pyroglyphidae
Gene: qvr
Product: glycosylphosphatidylinositol-anchored protein quiver
Biological process (GO): sleep; regulation of synaptic transmission, cholinergic; positive regulation of voltage-gated potassium channel activity
Source: RefSeq, a predicted model, not a curated record